Molecule: messenger RNA, 2462 nt
Organism: Pseudophryne corroboree (corroboree frog)
Lineage: Eukaryota; Metazoa; Chordata; Amphibia; Anura; Myobatrachidae
Product: probable glutamate receptor
Exons: 11
Coding region: 129-1562 (477 amino acids)
Biological process (GO): monoatomic ion transport; synaptic transmission, glutamatergic; modulation of chemical synaptic transmission
Cellular component (GO): kainate selective glutamate receptor complex; postsynaptic density membrane; plasma membrane
Molecular function (GO): transmitter-gated monoatomic ion channel activity involved in regulation of postsynaptic membrane potential; kainate selective glutamate receptor activity
Source: RefSeq, a predicted model, not a curated record
GAGCUGCCUGGUUUGCAAUGUUUUCUUGAGAAGCUUUCUCCUUUCUUGCACUGCUGUUCUGGGGAGAAAAACAGACAGACACAGGAGUCGCAAUACACUGCUGGCUGCAAACUGGGACUGAUUCAGCUAUGGAGCAAUCUCUGAUCCUGAUUCUUGCAGUUUCGGUGCUGUUGUUGGGACACACAGAUGGGGAAGAAGAGAAUGGAUUCCUGUCUAAGGAAAGAGCAAGACGUCAGAUUCCAAACACCCUGAGAGUCACCACUAUUCUGGAGCAGCCCUUUGUUAUGACGACUGAGUCGGGGGAAUUGGAAGGAUAUUGUGUGGACCUUCUCUCUGAACUUGCUGAAUCCUUGCAGUUUAACUAUACAUUGAAUGUAGUGAAAGAUGGACGUUACGGAUCCAAAGACCAGAAUGGAGUUUGGAAUGGGAUGAUUGGAGAGGUCAUUAGGAAGGAAGCUGACUUGGCAGUGGCGCCUUUGACAAUUACUGCAGCCAGGGAGAAUGCGGUGUCCUUCACAAAACCAUUCAUACAGACUGGAAUCAGUAUUCUUAUGAAGAAGGAUGGGGCCACUCAGAGUUCAUACCUUUUUGCAUUCUUACAUCCCUUCAGUAAAGAAUUGUGGAUAGGAAUCAUAAUAUCUUACGUGAUUACAACCAUCUGCCUGUUCCUUGUUGGAAGGUUAAGUCCUUGGGAGUGGCCCAAUCCCUCUAGUGAAGAGAAUCAAUACACUUUACUGAACAGUCUUUGGUUUGGUGUUGGGGCAUUUACACUGCAAGGUGUUGAGCCUCUGCCAAAAUCUUUGUCUGCCCGAAUAAUUGCAGUCAUCUGGUGGUUGUUUUCCAUUACCCUGCUGGCUGCGUAUAUAGCCAGCUUCGCUUCAUACCUAAACAACAGCACAGAACAAGUUCCAAAAAUUCAGACAUUUGAUGAUUUGUUAAAGCAAAGUAAAAUCGAAUUUGGGACACUGAGCAGUUCCUCCACUUUUAAUUUCUUCAAGAAUUCUAAGAACCCAACAUUCCGAAAGAUAUAUGAGUACAUGGACAAAAGAAAAGACCGCGUUAUGGUGAAUACAUUUGCUGAAGGUGUAAAACGAGUGAGGGAGUCAAACUACGCCUUCCUGGGAGAAUCCAUUAGUCAGGACUUUGUGGUGGCCAAACAGUGCGACCUUGUUCGUGCCCCGGAAGUGAUUGCAGGCAGAGGAUAUGGAAUUGUUGCCUCAACAGAUUCAGCACUUCUCAGGCCCCUGACACUCGCCAUUCUGGAGCAAUUUGAAUUGGGAAAUCUAGAGUAUUUACACCAGAAGUGGUGGGAUAAAACAUGUACAACUGAAGACCAUGCUGGCUGGGUUCCUGUGCAAGCUACAACCCUGGGCGGAAUCUUCCUCAUUCUGGGCAUUGGUCUUGCUCUGGGACUGAUCGUUUCAUUCAUUGAAUUGGUGUGUAAAACAAAGAUCAAUGCUUAUCAACAGAAGAAACCAUGCUGCUCUGCCUUCUCAGAAGAGAUCGGGCAACGGUUUGGAAGAAGAGAAACUCAGGAGUGUUUGGAAAAGGUGCAGCCAUAGUGCUGCUUUCUGGUGAAAAUACAGAAGAUGGAGAUAAAGUACUGUAUCUGUAAAUGUGCAGUCCAUUAUCUGCUUUUUGUUGCCUUUCUAUACUUGUGCAGUCAUAAUUACGAUGCUCGGAAAGUGUUUUUGUUUUUAUUGAGAAACAAACUAUAUAGUGGUGUUCGUUUUCUUAUUCAUUUUACAGAUAGUAUUGACAUACAGUAUUAGCCCGAUUUGUAAUUGUGUUUAUUAAACAGAAAUGACAUACUCCCUUAUACACAGCUAUAAAUACAAAUGGUUGUUAGAAUGGGGAGUAAGGUAAUCAUUUUAUAAUGUACAAAGAAUGAUUUGCUAUUUAGAAUAGGAAUGUGAAAUAUAGUUAAGUUAAAACAAGACAAGCAAAACGGCUGCUUCAUUAACUCAACUGUGAUUGCACAUACAACAUGGUAGCUAGAGUGUCUACUUAUAUUAAAAAUGUUGGAUCUUAAAAAUUUAUGAAGAAAUAGUAAAAACCCCUGUAAUUGUAUUGCCAUCAUUCAGUUUUAGAUUUCCCUUACAGCAUAAACCAUGUUAAUUAACUUUCUAAUAAGUUAUAACAUCUGGAACUAACAUCUGAGGUCCUUCUAGCCUUCAAAGGGGUCAAAUAUUUCCCGGUAAUCCCACUAAUACAUUAAUUAUACAUUUAAUCAAAGAAACACAUCUCUCUGUAAUAACAUCAGCAGCCAUAUGAAGCAGGUGUUACAAAUCUGACAAUAUAGCAGAGGGCUGCAGGGGAGGGAUGGGCGUGUACACCUGAAGAUGUUAAGCAUAAAUGAAUAUAGUUUACACUUUGAAGUAUGAAAUAGAGGAAUAUAAUCAAAUGUUGUAUGUUUGGAUAUCUAUGUAAGACUUAACCAUUAAACUGAUAACUAAACCAAA